UGCGUCUACAUCCACCCCGACUCGCCCAACUUCGGCGCGCACUGGAUGAAGGCGCCCGUCUCCUUCAGCAAGGUCAAACUCACCAACAAGCUCAACGGCGGCGGGCAGAUCAUGUUGAACUCUCUGCACAAGUAUGAGCCAAGGAUUCACAUAGUGCGAGUGGGUGGCCCUCAGCGGAUGAUCACCAGCCAUUCCUUCCCAGAGACCCAGUUUAUAGCCGUGACGGCCUACCAGAAUGAGGAGAUCACAGCUUUAAAAAUUAAAUACAAUCCUUUUGCAAAGGCGUUUCUUGACGCAAAAGAAAGAAGUGAUCACAAAGACAUGAUGGAGGAAGUGGGAGACAACCAGCAGUCUGGGUAUUCGCAGUUAGGUAGUUGGCUUAUUCCGGGGACUGGGACUCUGUGCCCACCUGCCAAUCCUCACCCUCAGUUUGGAGCCCCCCUGCCGCUCUCCCCUGCUCACAGCUGUGAAAGGUACUCAUCGCUGAGGAACCACCGUCCUGCCCCCUACCCCAACCCAUACACCCAUAGAAACAACUCGCCAACAGCCUAUGCCGAUAACUCUUCUGCCUGCCUUUCCAUGCUGCAAUCCCAUGACAACUGGUCUUCUCUAGGGGUUCCCACACACACGACAAUGCUGCCCAUGAGUCACAGCACUGGCACAGCUACCAGCUCCAGUCAGUAUCCUAACUUAUGGUCUGUGAGUAACAGCACCAUCACGCCGGUAUCUCAGUCGAGUGGGAUGUCCAACAGCCUGAGCUCCCAGUUCUUACGCGGCUCUCCGGCGCACUACACCGCCCUUCCUCACCCGGUCCCUGCCGCCUCCUCCGCCUCCCCGCUGUAUGACGGCGGGGGACCCACCACGGACCUGCCCGACGGCCAGUACGAUGCCUCCGCACAUGCCAGGCUAGCAUCCACGUGGACGCCUGUCACCCCGCCUUCUAUGUAA
Messenger RNA from Leptosomus discolor (cuckoo roller), 948 nucleotides. Lineage: Eukaryota; Metazoa; Chordata; Aves; Leptosomiformes; Leptosomidae. The record is from RefSeq and is a predicted model, not a curated record.